GUCUGCUGGCGUGGUUCUCUCCCGUAGCCUUUGCUUGUCUCGCGCAUCACUUUGACCGCUGCUCCGCGCGUGAGCCAGGCCUGACCGCUGUAUGCAGGGUACUCUCGAAGGAGCUCGUGGUCCUGGACGGUUCCAUCGGGCCUGGCUGACCACAGCGGACCGGACCGGGCUGCGGUCCUGGCGUGGAGAGGAGGGGCACGAGAAAAGGACCCACGCCCGCCCCUCCAUCGCGGCGAGCCCGUGGCGUCUGAGAACACGCGGAAAAGCGGAUCGGUCUUGGCAGACCGGGCUCCGGAGCUGCACUGCGCGUGCGCCACGGUGCUAGCAGCGGGAGGCGGCGGUAAUUACCGAUUGUCCUGCUUGGAGGAGGCGCGGCAACCCGAGCCGAGGGGUGGCCGGGCUCAUGAUUCUGCCGCUGCUCCACGCCUCGUAAAGGCUUCUCGGAGACCAAAGCUGCGGGGGUUCUCAGCCCUCUCGGACCGCCCGCGGAGAACCGAACCUGCGCGCGGAGCCGGUCGGCGGGACAUCAGGAGAGGAAGGUGCAAUGGCCGCAAAUUUAUCUGUAAUCAUGAUCUUGACCAUUGCCCUUUGGGUUACAAACCCCCUUCAUCAACUACAAUCAACAGCUGCUUUCUCUCAGACCACUGAGAAAAUUAAUUCAAAUUGGGAAUCUGGCAUUAAUGUCGACUUGGCAGUUACCACGCAGCGACGUCAUCUGCAGCAGCUUUUCUACCGCUAUGGAGAGAAUGAUUCCUUGUCAGUCGAAGGCUUCAGAAAAUUGCUUCAGAACAUAGGCAUAGAUAAGAUUAAAAGAGUCCACAUACACCAUGACCACGAGCAUCACUCUGACCACGAACAUCACUCUGACCACGAACAUCACUCUGACCAUCACUCUGACCACGAGCGCCAUUCCCACCGAGGUCACGCUGCUGCCGGUAAAAACAAUCAGAAAGCCUUUUGCCCAGACCUUGACUCUGAUAAUUCAGGUAAAAAUCCUAGAACCAGCCAAGGAAAAGGAUCUCGCCCAGCAGAGCACAUGAAUGGUAGGAGGAAUGUCAAGGAGAGUGCAAGCUCCAGUGAGGUGACCUCGGCGGUGUACAACGCUGUCUCUGAAGGAACUCGAUUUAUAGAGACAAUAGAGACUCCAAAACCUGGGAGACGCACCAAAGAUAUAAACCCUUCUACUCCACCCAGCAUCACAGAGAAGAGCCGAGUGGGCCGGCUGAGCCGGCUAGCUAGGAGGAAAAGCAACGAGUCUGUGAGUGAGCCCAGAAAGAGCUUUAUGUAUUCCAGAAACACAAAUGACAAUAUUCAGGAGUGCUUCAAUGCAACAAAGCUGCUGACAUCCCAUGGCAUGAGCAUCCAGGCUCUGUUGAAUGCAACGGAGUUUAACUAUCUCUGCCCAGCCAUCGUCAAUCAAAUUGAUGCUCGGUCUUGUCUGAUUCAUACAGCAAGUGAGAAGAAGGCGGAGAUCGCUCCAAAGGCCUAUUCUUUACAAAUAGCCUGGCUUGGUGGCUUCAUAGCCAUUUCCAUCAUCAGUUUCCUGUCUUUGCUGGGAGUCAUCUUGGUGCCACUCAUGAACCGGGUGUUUUUCAAGUUCCUGCUGAGCUUCCUCGUGGCACUGGCCGUCGGGACUCUGAGUGGUGACGCUCUGUUACAUCUUCUCCCACAUUCUCAUGCAAGUCAUCACCACAGUCAUAGCCAUGAAGAGACAGCAAUGGAAAUGAAAAGAGGCCCCCUGUUCAGCCACCUGUCGGCUCAGAACAUAGAAGAAAGCUCCUAUUUUGAUUCCACAUGGAAAGGUCUGACAGCUCUAGGGGGCUUGUAUUUCAUGUUUCUUGUGGAACACGUACUCACGCUGAUCAAGCAAUUUAAAGAUAAGAAAAAGAAGAAUCAAAAGAAACCUGAAAAUGAUGAGGAUAUGGAGAGCAAGAAGCAGCUGUCCAAAUACGAAUCUCAGCUUUCCACAAACGAAGAGAAAGUGGAUCCAGGUGAACGACCUGAAAGCUACCUGCGAGCUGACUCCCAAGAGCCCUCCCCCUUUGAUUCGCAGCAGCCAACGAUGUUGGAAGAGGAGGAGGUCAUGAUAGCCCAUGCACACCCACAGGAAGUCUACAAUGAAUACGUGCCCAGGGGCUGCAAGAACAAGUGCCAUUCACACUUCCAUGAUACACUGGGCCAGUCCGAUGACCUCAUUCACCACCAUCACGACUACCAUCACAUUCUGCACCACCACCACCACCAGAACCACCACCCCCACAGCCACAGCCAGCGCUACUCCCGAGAGGAGCUGAAGGAUGCUGGCAUUGCCACAUUGGCCUGGAUGGUGAUCAUGGGCGAUGGGCUGCACAAUUUCAGUGACGGCCUUGCUAUUGGGGCUGCCUUCACCGAGGGUUUGUCCAGUGGGCUAAGCACAUCUGUCGCUGUGUUCUGUCAUGAACUGCCUCAUGAACUAGGUGACUUUGCUGUUUUGCUAAAGGCUGGCAUGACCGUCAAGCAGGCUGUGCUCUAUAAUGCCCUGUCAGCCAUGUUGGCCUAUCUUGGAAUGGCAACGGGGAUAUUCAUCGGGCAUUAUGCAGAAAACGUUUCUAUGUGGAUAUUUGCACUCACUGCCGGCUUGUUCAUGUAUGUUGCCCUGGUAGACAUGGUGCCUGAGAUGUUGCACAACGAUGCUAGCGACCACGGAUGCAGCCGCUGGGGGUACUUCUUCCUGCAGAAUGCUGGCGUACUGCUGGGUUUUGGAAUUAUGUUACUCAUUUCCAUAUUUGAGCAUAAAAUUGUGUUUCGUAUAAAUUUCUAAUUAGAUUCUAAACCCUAGAACAGCUUAAAGAAGUAUUGUAGUUCAAUUAGAUGGUAGAAAUAUGUUCAUAUGCUGUGAUACACAGCAUUUAAAACUAGUGGGUUUUGUGAUUUUUCUAUCAAAUUUUGCCAUUUGUUAUGCUUAUAAAGUCUGUUCCAUUGGGUAACAUAAAGGUACGUUUUAAUAUUUAAGUUAUUCUGUUUUGGAAAUGUAAAUUCUAUGUACGAUCCACCAAUAUUACCCAGCUUACUGUAUGUUUUGGCAUGCCAUGUUGUGUAUAUUUUAGAGAAAGUGUCUUUAAUGCUCUUCUGUAGGCUUUAGCAUUAGUUCCCUGCUGGAGUUGGACCCCUGCUGUGGUGAGAAAGAAUGGGCACAAAGGCCAGCAGUUCACACUGAGUGUGCCCAGAAAUAGGAGGAUCGAAGAGGUGCAUAUUGCUUUGAAAAAUCACAAGAUUGGUUAUAAUGUAGAGAGGGAAAUUCUAGUUGUGUUUUAAAGGAGUGUGUUUAGUUCCGAGUACAUUUGUGAACAUCUGUCAAAUUGUUACUGUUCCUGUAAAACAAGUGAGCACUUUUGAUACACUUCAUCUGGUUGUACAUGUGUACAAUAGAGAAGUCUAAAUACGUUAAUCCAAGCAAUGUGUCACUUGGCUGAGAAAUGAGGAUUUUAAAUCUGUGUGUGGAGACGGGCCAAAUGAGUAACUAGUGUGCGUCACCAGAAGACUCGGUUUUCACCAAGCUAAGUUACACUUGACGUUUGUGGGGGUGGGAGGUUCUGGCUGUCUAAGCUCCCCAAUGGCAAGUAUUAGAACCUUGAUUCAUGAGAGGACAUUAAGACCUGUCCUGAAAAUAUUUUGACUUCAGAAAGCACUUAGCUCCUCUCUCUCUCUCAGUGCUUUAAAAUGUCUUUGUGAACAAAUGUUCUUUGAUGUAUGACACUGUAGAUACAUUGGGGCUGUCUGUAGCACUGUCUGGAUAUUUCUUAAAAAAAUUAAAGUGUCAACUCAGUGUCAA
Arvicanthis niloticus (Nile rat) is the source of this 3811-nucleotide messenger RNA. RefSeq names its product solute carrier family 39 member 6 (gene Slc39a6). The record is from RefSeq and is a predicted model, not a curated record. Gene Ontology annotation, cellular component: plasma membrane. Gene Ontology annotation, molecular function: monoatomic cation:bicarbonate symporter activity; zinc ion transmembrane transporter activity. NCBI's taxonomy places the organism in Eukaryota, Metazoa, Chordata, Mammalia, Rodentia, Muridae. Gene Ontology annotation, biological process: zinc ion import across plasma membrane; intracellular monoatomic cation homeostasis.